GGAGGAAGCUGCAAAUUACCACCACUGUGGUGAUGCUUCCAGAAAUCACCCCAGGGGUGGCGGAUGAAGAACAGCCCCGGUUCCCUGUGAAGGAAUUAAUUGUGCCAGAGCUUCACAGAGUGAGGCUGGCACGUGGAGGCAGAAGAGCAGGACCUCAGCCUUCCCAUGAUCGUCUCCUUAUUAAAGGAGGGAGAAUAGUCAACGAUGACCAGUCAUUCUAUGCCGACAUUUACAUGGAGGAUGGCCUCAUAAAGCAGAUUGGAGACAAUCUGAUUGUCCCUGGAGGGGUCAAAACCAUAGAAGCCAAUGGGAAGAUGGUGAUCCCUGGAGGAAUUGAUGUCCACACUCGCCUGCAGAUGCCGUACAAGGGGAUGACAGCUGUGGAUGAUUUCUUCCAAGGAACGAAAGCGGCCCUAGCUGGUGGAACCACCAUGAUCAUGGACCAUGUGGUGCCGGACCCCGAGUCCAGCCUGGUGGAGGCAUUGGAGCGGUGGCGGGAGUGGGCUGACGGGAAGGCCUGCUGCGACUAUGCGCUGCAUGUGGACAUCCCCCGCUGGAGCGACCGCGUCCGGCAGGAGCU
This is a messenger RNA of Cariama cristata (Red-legged seriema), 580 nucleotides long. Its product is annotated as dihydropyrimidinase-related protein 3-B-like. Gene Ontology annotation, cellular component: cytosol. The record is from RefSeq and is a predicted model, not a curated record. Lineage: Eukaryota; Metazoa; Chordata; Aves; Cariamiformes; Cariamidae. The transcript has 5 exons. Gene Ontology annotation, biological process: actin crosslink formation. Gene Ontology annotation, molecular function: hydrolase activity, acting on carbon-nitrogen (but not peptide) bonds, in cyclic amides. The annotation marks the transcript as partial.